This is a messenger RNA of Carassius auratus (goldfish), 2259 nucleotides long. Its product is annotated as multiple epidermal growth factor-like domains protein 9. The record is from RefSeq and is a predicted model, not a curated record. The transcript has 6 exons. The coding region runs from base 1 to 1692 and encodes 563 amino acids. Lineage: Eukaryota; Metazoa; Chordata; Actinopteri; Cypriniformes; Cyprinidae. Gene Ontology annotation, biological process: animal organ morphogenesis; tissue development.
AUGUGGUGGCUUGCCUUAAUGAUGUUUACAUCUCCGGCUUUCCCAUUCAUCUUUUUUGUGUGCAUGGGGUUAUCCGAGGCGGCUCAUUCCUACGAUGCCCUGCCUUUAGUAAUAAGGAAAUCUCGUUCAAUCGCUGGAGAUCAUCCAAAUACGAGCGCGAGCGGGUUUCCAGGGGACCGGCUCGGUAUUGUCGCAUUAACACCAGCGCCCUCGAUCGCGUCCGCUAGAAAACCGAUAAAUGUCGCAGCACCAGCAGCCACCAUUAUACCCCCAACAACGGAGCCCACCACCCCAUCUCUGUCUAAUCCCAGCUACAUGGCCGCAUCUGCUCGGAGGAAGCUCAGCUCUGUUGAAACCCAGAUGAUAGAAGCGCAGAUGUCUGAUAAUGAAGCGGACAGAUCGGGCGUCGUGCCCGACUUCAGCACAACCUCUGACAGUUCUCAAGAGCCGGUGUGUAACUGCAGUGGUGAAGGAGUGUCGGACCCUGACGAGUGUGACCGUGACACGGGUCAGUGUGACUGUAUGCCGGGUUACACCGGGCUGCAGUGUGAAGAGUGUGAGGAAGAUCACUUCACCAACGGCUCCAUCGGCUGCCUGCCCUGCGCAUGCGACUCCUUCGGUGCCGACGGCUCCAGCUGUGACAGCUCAGGGCUGUGUAAGUGUAAGACGGGUGUAUACGGGCCCAAGUGUGACGACUGCCACCCUGGAUUCUUUCACUUCAGCAGCACAGGAUGCCAACCGUGCCAAUGCAACAACCACUCUACCUACUGCCACCCUCAGUCAGGUAUUUGUUUGGACUGUCAGGAUAACACUCAGGGCCACAACUGUGAGGAGUGUCUGCCCAACUUCUACCGGCGUCAUGGUGAGGGGUCCUCGGACACCUGUCUGCCUUGUCCCUGCUCCUCGGAGAGCUCCAGCGGCAGCUGCCAUCUCGAUUCCAGUGGACGGCCUGUAUGUGACCAAUGUAAGCCUGGCUUCUCCGGCCCGACAUGCAGCGUGUGCACGGACGGUUUAUUUAAAUCCGCAGGCGUGUGUGUGCCCUGCGACUGUAACGGGAACGCCGACCCUCGCUCCAUGCCACAAAUCUGCCACCCCGAGACUGGCCAUUGCCACCGCUGCAUCAACCACACAGCGGGAGCACACUGUGAGAUCUGCACUCGUGGAUACACGGGGGACGCCCGCUACCACAACUGCACCCUGAGAGCUGUGAGAAUCCUCCCGACUCAAGACAUCAAGACCUCCACUGCAGAAAUCCCCAAAUCCACAAGUUCUAUUGCUUCUACACCUGCUUCCCGCCUCCUCACUUCCUCCUCUUCCCCUACCACCCACCCAAGCCUACCGACCCUUCAGUCAGGAAUGGGAGACUCCUCAGGACACAACAGCACGGCCUCUGCCCUGACAGUAGUGUCCUGGACGCAGUUUAACAUCAUCAUCUUGGCCGUCAUCAUCGUGGUUGUCGUUCUUCUCAUGGGCUUCGUGGGAGGUGUGUUUACGUAUCGUGAGUACCGCAAUCGGAAACUGAAUGCCCCGUUUUGGACCAUUGAGCUGAAGGAAGACAACAUCAGCUUCAGCAGUUACCACGACAGCAUCCCACACGCUGACCCCAAUGGACUAUUGGAGGAGGAGCCUUGUGUGGUCGCAGCCAAUGGGCAGUUAGCACUCGCCACUGCCGCCAACAUGUACAAAGCGUGAUGUCGUCAGUAUGAUUGUAUCUUUUCUUAAAGGGAUAGUCCAGCCAAAAAUGGACAUUCUGUUAUCAUUUUCUCAUUCUCAUGUAGUUCCAAACCUGACUUUUUUUCAUUGGAAUGUAAAAGAAAAUAUUUUGAGAAUCCGAAACUAAAUUUGACGUUUUUAGCAUUCCACUGAAGAAACAAAGUCAUAGACGUUUGGGAAGAUAUUAAAGGGAUAGUUUACCUAAAAAUGAAAAUUCUUAUAUUAACUUCUCACGCUCGUGUCGUUCCAAACUUACAAGACCUUUGUUUACCUUUGGAAUACAAAUGAAGAUAUUUUUAGUGAAAUUCAAGAGUUUUCUGACCCUGCAUAGACAGCAAUGUAACUACCACGUUCAAGGCCUAGAAAUUUAGGAAGGACAUUGUUAAAAUAGUCCAUCUGACAACAGUGGUUCAACCGUAAUUUUAUAAAGCUAAGAGAGUACUGUUUGUGCAGAAAGAAAACGUCUCAGGUUACAAAUGUAACCUUGGUUCCCUGAGAACAGGGAACGAGACAAUACGUCAACGACGCUAUGGGGAACGCCUCAGG